Messenger RNA from Drosophila ficusphila, 478 nucleotides. RefSeq names its product protein new-glue 1-like. Bases 8 to 385 code for a protein of 125 amino acids. The transcript has a single exon. The record is from RefSeq and is a predicted model, not a curated record. NCBI's taxonomy places the organism in Eukaryota, Metazoa, Arthropoda, Insecta, Diptera, Drosophilidae.
AUACAGCAUGCGCUACUCAUUCGUACUUGUCCUCGCAGUCCUCGGCUGCCUCCUCUUCGUCCAGGAGGGCAGUGGUGCCAGCUCCACGACCAGCACUGAAUCGUCUACCACCACCACCACCACCAGUGCUUCUGACACCACCACCACCACCGCCUCCUCCUCGGACACUACGACCACCACCGCCGCCUCCUCCUCGGACACCACCACCACCGACUCGUCCUCCUCCUCGACUUCGUCAGCGGCCGCCAGGAGGCGCAGGCGUGCCCGCCGUCGUCGUCUGGCCAGGCAGCGCCAGCGCAGGGAGCGCAGGAGGCAGCGCAGAACCCAGAGACUGCGCCAGCAACUGAGGGACCAGCGCCGUGAAAUCAGUCAGCUGCGUGGAUAAGUGCGGAUGCUAACACAUAUCGACCAAAAGAGAUAUGGGUCUUAUGUUAAAAAAACGUUGUACAGUCGGGGUUUUUACAUUUCUCAUCAUGUU